AUGAGGGCAUCACUGGCUUUGGCGCUGCUUGCCGCUUGCACGCAAUCGGCACAUGCAGUUGUUCAGUUCCCCUUCGCCAAGCAUGCCAGUCCUCACCAGAAUGUCGCCAAAGGUGGCUCAAAAGCACGAGCCUUGAAGACGGGCUUCUUCCAAGGUGCUAUGACCUACGUUGUGAACGCCACUGUCGGGACGCCUGGCCAGCCUGUGUCUCUAGUUCUGGCGCCCUCCUCCUCAGACACCUGGGUCGUUGAUGCUAGGUCAGACCAAUGUACCUACUACAGCACCUAUUACAGCACCUCCUACGAUGGUGACACUGAUCCGGACGACCCGUCGUGCAUUUGGGGAAGCUUCUCACCCAAUGUGUCAUCCACAUAUCAGUCCGAGUCUCUAGAGGAGGAUGACGACUCGAGCUCCAGCUCCAGCUACGACUUCAGUAACACAUAUAACGACGAUUCAUACGCCUAUGGGGACUAUUUCAACGACUCGAUUGCCCUGGGCGAUGUGUCUUUGGACGAUUUCACCGUUGGCCUGGUCAACAGUACCAACAGGUACAUCGGCAUGCUCGGCCUCGGCUACAACGACAGCGUGCACUCGACCUUUACGGAUCGUCUCGUGAGCGAGGGACUUAUCAACAGCACGACGUACUCGAUCUGGGUCGACGACUCAGAGGCAAGCUCAGGUAAUAUUCUCUUCGGCGCCAUCGACACGACCAAGUUCGAAGGAAGCCUGUUCCGGGUCUCCUCGUACUACUCGGGCUAUCAGAUGCUCAUGACAAUCUCGAGCAUCAACGCCACGACCAAGGAUAGCGAUGGACCAAUCACGAUCACCUACGACGCGGAGGCGGAUGAUAGCUACUACGGCAGCUCAUCCACCAGCCCGUCAUCGAGCUCGUCUUCAAGCUCAUCCUCGAGUAACUACCUGUUCAGUGCGACAUUCGCCCCUACUGACUCCCUGAGCGUCUUGCCUGACGAUGUGGCCUCUCAAUUCUGGGAGGUCGCAGGAGCUUACUACGACUCGGAUGUGGAGAUGGCCUUGAUCGGGUGCAACGCCGGUAACGACGGCUCGACCAACUUCACCUUCAGGCUCGGCAACGGCCCCAAUGGCCCCAACAUCACGGCGGCCCUGGAGGACCUCAUCGUUCCCGUGACGGACGUCGACAUAACAACCUACUCCUCGUCCUACUUCUCAUCCCUCGACACGGCGGUGUGCCUCUUCGGCGUGCAAAACAGGAGCAUCCUCUCGAGCUCCUCGUACUCGUACACCUCCGACUACAGCCUCGGCAGCGGCAUCCUCCGCCGGACGUACAGCGUCUUCGACUUCGUCAACGACGAGAUCGCCAUCGCGCCCGUCAAGUUCGGCGCGACGGAGACGAGCAACGUCGUUGCCUUCGCCACGUACGGGUCCACGGCCCCCUCGUCGACGAUGCUCUGUAUCCUCUCGAGCUGCUCCAAGACCACCACCGGCGGCGGCACCAGCUCCGGCGGGGGUUCCGACAACGACGAGGGCGGGCUGGCGUCGGACAUCCUCUCGGUGCCCGCGCUCGUCGGGGUGAGCCUGGGCGUCGGCCUGGGCGCGCUCUCCGUCGGCAUCAUCGGCUACCUGAUCUGGCGGCACCGCAUGAGAAGGAGGAUGGCCGGCAAGGAGGACGCCGGGUCGGUAACCACCGCUGAGGCGGGCGAGGCGGCGCCCCCGCUGCCGCCGCGAGAGGGGGCCGCCGGCGGGGCUGCGCCGGGCCCGGAGAUGACGCAGGCUUCGCGACCGCAUGUAGUUGACAAGGGCAAGGCGCCUGAGAUCCCUAUGCCUGAGAACCUAGGAUCUACGUCGACCCAUGGACAUGGUACCGGUGUGCAGGGUUCGGAGCCCGCGCAGGGUUCAUCGAGCCGUGAUGCCUGA
Molecule: messenger RNA, 1893 nt
Organism: Diaporthe citri
Lineage: Eukaryota; Fungi; Ascomycota; Sordariomycetes; Diaporthales; Diaporthaceae
Exons: 2
Coding region: 1-1893 (630 amino acids)
Biological process (GO): proteolysis
Molecular function (GO): aspartic-type endopeptidase activity
Source: RefSeq, a predicted model, not a curated record